AUGCAAAAUAACACAACACUGGAUCAAACAGACGACUUUUUCUUCACACCGGAGAGCCAAAGUUCAUUAAUAUGCAAGUCUGUUGCCGUGGCAAUAGUUGCUAUGGUAGCAAUUGUAGGGAAUUUCUUAGUCGUGCACACCGUCUGGACCAACCAACGAAUGCAAACAGCGACGAAUUACUUGAUAGUUAACAUGGCAAUUGCUGAUUUGCUCUACAUGGUCCUCGUCAUCCCGCCAACGUUCAUCGUGAUUUAUGGAAGCUACGAAUGGCCAUUCAGAUACUCCGGACGAGCGAUAUACUUCUGCCAAGUGGUCCACUUCGGACAGUACCUCCUAGUCCCUGUGUCAGUCCUAACGCUCGCUACCAUAGCAACGGAUCGAUUCUUCGCGAUAACAAUGCCGAUGAAGAGACUGUUUACGAAGAAAGUCUAUCGUUCAUUGAUGGUUGUUAUUUGGCUCGUGGCUGCAGGCCUGGCCGCGCCUAUUUUAUAUGCGUACCGGAUCAAAGAGUUCUCAGGCAUGCUUUACUGUGACGAGGACUGGUCGCCGGCGUUUGAUACUACGAGAGCUAGUAGAGUUUACACGAUAUUUCUAUUCGCCGUUGCGUACUGUGUACCAUUUGUGGUUAUGUCGGUGAUGUACUCGGUGAUUUGCAGGCAGCUUUGGAUGAGGAAAAUACCGGGUGAACAGGACAUCGAAAAGAGCAAAAAAGCUCUGGAGUCACGGAAAAAGGUUGUAAAGAUGCUUAUUACAGUGGUUGUAUGUUUCGUCUUGUGCUGGCUCCCUGUGCAAGUUGCCACUUUUCUAUGGGACUACUCCGGUGUGGAAAUCUCUGUGGACUUGAAUUUUAUUCUUAUGUUUCUAAUGCGCUCCCACUCUGCCGUCAGCCCUUGCAUCUACGCUAUCUUCAGCCAAAAUUAUCGCCAAGGCUUCAAAAAGUCUCUAUGCUGUGGACAUUUUAUUGGAGAAGGUGGACGCGAGGAAUUCAGUGUAAGUUAUAAUUCACACACUCAGGAGGCCUUACUUAAAACCAAAUCUGGUAGGAAGCGUAGUCCAAGCGUUGAUUGGGAUAAUAAAGCAUCGUAUCAUCGGAGGAACGGAAAAUACAACCAGCGACCGAACUGCCGGGAUCUUUCUCUGCCGAAUUAUGACCAGUUAAAAACGGGUGUGGCUACCAGGGUAUGACGUCAUGGGCCUGAAAGGGAGGUAUGACGAGACUGUCAUGCCUUACCUCUGCCCAAUUAUGACCAGCUAAAAGCGGAUGUGGCAACAAGCGUAUGACCCCAUGGACCCGAGAGGGAGGUGUGACGUUAUGUUUGUAACGUCAUAAUUCGUAUUGAAUUCGGUUAAGCCACUAUUCAUCUAAUAAAUCCCCAGGAAUCCAUAGCUUUGCCGCUGACCGCCAUGCACUACAUCUCAGAUAAUGACCAUUCUAAGACAAAAAUAGCAGGCGUCCAAAAUUUAAGUAUGAUAUUGACAAUGUCGCUUGAUCUGCUGAUGGAAAUAAAUGCUGAGCUAAAAA
This is a messenger RNA of Nematostella vectensis (starlet sea anemone), 1522 nucleotides long. RefSeq names its product QRFP-like peptide receptor. Gene Ontology annotation, biological process: G protein-coupled receptor signaling pathway. NCBI's taxonomy places the organism in Eukaryota, Metazoa, Cnidaria, Anthozoa, Actiniaria, Edwardsiidae. The transcript is spliced from 2 exons. Gene Ontology annotation, cellular component: membrane. Gene Ontology annotation, molecular function: G protein-coupled receptor activity. Bases 1 to 1185 code for a protein of 394 amino acids. The record is from RefSeq and is a predicted model, not a curated record.